Rotaria sordida is the source of this 294-nucleotide messenger RNA. The record is from the annotation of a GenBank genome assembly. Lineage: Eukaryota; Metazoa; Rotifera; Eurotatoria; Philodinida; Philodinidae.
AUGCAAUGUGUAACAUGUAUGGAUGGUCAUUGGUUUGCUGAACUUGGACCAAUAUUUUUUAGUCUUAAAGAUUCACUUAAAACUCGUAGUGAACGUGCACGAAAAGAAACAUCAGAAAAGUUAACUAUGGAAGAAGAAAUACAUCUUGCAAAAGAAAAACUAAAUCGAAUAAAAGAAGAAACUCUUGUUGCAGGUUUAACACUAUUCAUAAGAAAUCGAAUUAUUACAUCAUUUAAUCGUAUACAAACAGCCUCUACACUAAAACGAAAUACACCAUUUCGUAGUGGAAUGUAA